Molecule: messenger RNA, 2258 nt
Organism: Anoplophora glabripennis (Asian longhorned beetle)
Lineage: Eukaryota; Metazoa; Arthropoda; Insecta; Coleoptera; Cerambycidae
Product: neural-cadherin-like
Exons: 3
Coding region: 255-2258 (667 amino acids)
Biological process (GO): homophilic cell-cell adhesion
Cellular component (GO): plasma membrane
Molecular function (GO): calcium ion binding
Source: RefSeq, a predicted model, not a curated record
UUGUGUAGUAGAGAUGCUGUACUAAGUUGUUUAAUAGGUAUUUCUAUUUUGAAAAGUGAAUUGAUUUUUUGAAUAGUGUUAAACUGUGUGUUUGUUGUGCCCCUUGGAUAUGACAGUGAGGGAGAACAGUGCUUAAAUCAGGAGAGAUAUUCGACUCCGAAUCGGCUUUAUCUUGCUGCAAAGCCACCCUCGAUUGCGAUAAAUUAUUCCAAAGUCAAAUGUGGAGGAGGUGAGUCAUCAGGAUCAGGGUAAGAAUGGGCGUCAUCUCGGUGACUCUGCUGGCGCUCCUGGCCACGGCUUGGGACGCCACCGCCAAGACGGUGUCGGUGAUCCCCCACGACGCGCACCCCGGCUACAACGUGAAAAAGUUCAAGGAUGCCGUCAACUUCAAACUGCUCGACUCGGACUUCUCCCAGUUCUUCACGAUGCUGCAGGACGGCUCCAUUAUGACCGUGUCCGAUGUUAGCCCCUUAGUGAACCACCCCGUGGACCUGGUGGUGCUGGAGAACAAGGGCAACACCAGCACCACCCAUAUGCUCAAGCUGUACGUGUUAGACAGGCAUAAUAUGCUGAGCUUCGCCACCGAAACCGGCGAGGACAUCUUGGGUCGCGUGACGGAAAACUCUCCAGCCGGUACACGGGUCGGCGGACUACCCAUGCUGCGGGCAUCCAGUGACUCGGCCACGGUACCGGUAACCUACAGCAUCAUCGCUGGCAACACUGCUCAAGCCUUUGAACUUCAAGACAGUAUUACAGGCGACGUCCUUCCCAACGUCACGAUGGUCGAUGGGAAUGGUGGCGUCAACGUAGUCACCUCCCAAGUGCUGGAUCGAGAAGAGACUAGUAGAUACGUGCUGACUAUCCAAGCCGUGGACCCUAGCGGAAUUAACAAAGCGGUGACGAACGUCGUCAUCGAGGUCGAAGACGAAAAUGACAAUAGCCCCGUAUUUACCCAGAAAGUCUACAGAUUCGUGGUUGGUGAUGAUUCCCUCGAAGGCGACAACGUCACCAUGACUUGGAAACGGUUCUCUUCCAUCGGCAAAGUAGAAGCCACAGACGCAGAUGGCGAUAAAGUGGCUUACAAGCUCGCAACCCCUACUAACUUCUUGGUUAUCGUACCCCAAACCGGAGACCUGCUCUUGACUCAGGAACCGAUAGAAGAGAUAGAGCUAGAACUCGUAGUGGAAGCUCACGACUUGCGCACUCCAAGCAGGACCUCUCCUAGACCCGCUCAGGUCAUUUUCCACUUCAAACCCGCUGAACCUUCCAAAGUCGAACUAGACUUGGACCUGCAGCAGCUCGAAGAAGUGGAGUUGCACAGAACCAAAAGACGAGUCACCAGGGCUGUUAGGCCUACAAAGAGGAUCGAGUUUACCGAGACGGAUGGAGAGACUGACGGAAGGGUUGUGUUUCAGUUGGAGAAGGAAACUGACAGAGAGACCUUCAAGAUCAGGGACGAGAAUCCUUGGGUGACUGUUGAUCCCAAUGGCUCCGUCCGAGUAAAGAAAAAGUGGGACUACGAGGAGUUAGGGCCCGAGAAAACUAUCGACUUCUGGGUCACCAUUACCAACGCCGAGAAAGGGGNCGAAGACGAAAAUGACAAUAGCCCCGUAUUUACCCAGAAAGUCUACAGAUUCGUGGUUGGUGAUGAUUCCCUCGAAGGCGACAACGUCACCAUGACUUGGAAACGGUUCUCUUCCAUCGGCAAAGUAGAAGCCACAGACGCAGAUGGCGAUAAAGUGGCUUACAAGCUCGCAACCCCUACUAACUUCUUGGUUAUCGUACCCCAAACCGGAGACCUGCUCUUGACUCAGGAACCGAUAGAAGAGAUAGAGCUAGAACUCGUAGUGGAAGCUCACGACUUGCGCACUCCAAGCAGGACCUCUCCUAGACCCGCUCAGGUCAUUUUCCACUUCAAACCCGCUGAACCUUCCAAAGUCGAACUAGACUUGGACCUGCAGCAGCUCGAAGAAGUGGAGUUGCACAGAACCAAAAGACGAGUCACCAGGGCUGUUAGGCCUACAAAGAGGAUCGAGUUUACCGAGACGGAUGGAGAGACUGACGGAAGGGUUGUGUUUCAGUUGGAGAAGGAAACUGACAGAGAGACCUUCAAGAUCAGGGACGAGAAUCCUUGGGUGACUGUUGAUCCCAAUGGCUCCGUCCGAGUAAAGAAAAAGUGGGACUACGAGGAGUUAGGGCCCGAGAAAACUAUCGACUUCUGGGUCACCAUUACCAACGCCGAGAAAGGGGGUAAGUGA